Molecule: messenger RNA, 2141 nt
Organism: Talpa occidentalis (Iberian mole)
Lineage: Eukaryota; Metazoa; Chordata; Mammalia; Eulipotyphla; Talpidae
Gene: HDAC1
Product: histone deacetylase 1
Exons: 14
Coding region: 84-1529 (481 amino acids)
Molecular function (GO): histone deacetylase activity
Source: RefSeq, a predicted model, not a curated record
UCCCCCCUGGGUCGGACGCUGAGCUGAACCGCGGGCGGGAGGAUCGACGGACGGACUGACGGGACGGGCGGCGGGCGAGCAAGAUGGCGCAGACUCAGGGCACCAAGAGGAAAGUCUGUUACUACUACGACGGUGAUGUUGGAAAUUACUAUUAUGGACAAGGCCACCCAAUGAAACCUCACCGAAUCCGUAUGACUCACAAUUUGCUACUUAACUAUGGUCUCUACAGAAAAAUGGAAAUCUAUCGCCCUCACAAAGCCAACGCUGAGGAGAUGACAAAGUACCACAGUGAUGACUACAUUAAAUUCUUGCGUUCCAUCCGCCCAGAUAACAUGUCUGAGUACAGCAAGCAGAUGCAAAGAUUCAACGUUGGUGAGGACUGUCCAGUAUUUGAUGGCCUGUUUGAGUUCUGUCAGUUAUCUACUGGUGGCUCUGUGGCAAGUGCUGUGAAACUUAAUAAGCAACAGACGGACAUCGCCGUGAAUUGGGCUGGGGGCCUGCACCAUGCAAAGAAGUCCGAGGCAUCUGGCUUCUGUUACGUCAAUGAUAUCGUCUUGGCCAUCCUGGAACUGCUAAAGUAUCACCAGAGGGUGCUGUAUAUUGACAUUGAUAUUCACCAUGGUGAUGGCGUGGAAGAGGCCUUCUAUACCACAGACCGCGUUAUGACUGUGUCCUUCCAUAAAUACGGAGAGUACUUCCCAGGAACUGGGGACCUACGGGAUAUUGGGGCUGGCAAAGGCAAGUAUUAUGCUGUUAACUACCCGCUCCGAGAUGGGAUUGAUGAUGAGUCAUAUGAGGCCAUUUUCAAGCCGGUCAUGUCCAAAGUAAUGGAGAUGUUCCAGCCUAGUGCGGUCGUCUUACAGUGUGGCUCUGACUCCCUCUCUGGGGAUCGGUUAGGUUGCUUCAAUCUGACCAUUAAAGGGCAUGCCAAGUGUGUGGAAUUUGUGAAGAGCUUCAACUUGCCUAUGCUAAUGCUGGGAGGAGGUGGCUACACCAUCCGUAAUGUUGCCCGGUGCUGGACAUACGAAACAGCCGUGGCCCUGGACACAGAGAUCCCUAAUGAGCUUCCAUACAACGACUACUUUGAAUACUUUGGACCAGAUUUCAAACUUCACAUCAGUCCUUCCAAUAUGACUAACCAGAACACUAAUGAGUACCUGGAGAAGAUCAAGCAGCGACUGUUUGAGAACCUGAGAAUGCUGCCCCAUGCUCCUGGGGUCCAAAUGCAGGCGAUUCCUGAGGACGCCAUCCCAGAGGAGAGCGGAGAUGAGGAUGAAGAAGACCCUGACAAGCGCAUCUCAAUCUGUUCCUCUGACAAACGAAUUGCCUGUGAGGAAGAGUUCUCAGAUUCUGAUGAGGAGGGAGAGGGUGGCCGCAAGAACUCUUCCAACUUCAAAAAAGCCAAGAGAGUCAAAACAGAAGAUGAGAAAGAAAAAGACCCAGAAGAGAAGAAAGAAGUCACAGAAGAGGAGAAGACUGAGGAGAAGCAAGAAGCCAAAGGGGUCAAGGAGGAGGUCAAGUUGGCCUGAGCAGACCUCUCCAGUUCUGGCAUCUUGCCAGCUCCCCCACCCCCCCACCUUUCUCCCCAAGCCCCUCAGAUUCCUCAGAUUUUAUAUUUUCUAUCUCUCUGCAUAUUUAUGUAAAAAUAUAUUAAAUAUAAAUAUUCCCAGGGACUAGAACCAGAACCCUGAACCCAGGCACACAUGCUGGGUCUCCUAGCAGCUGCCUUGCUUCCCCAAUUCUUAAUCUUAAACCUUAAAGGGUGCAUCUGGGUGAAAGGGAUACUCUUAAAGCAGCCAUAGCACAAAAUCCUGAAAGCCUAAGUGCCUGCUUUUAGAAUCUAUGAAGAGGCACCCUAACUGAACAUUCUAGAAGGGAUGGCUGGAUCUUCAGGGGCCCCCUGUUCUUUGUAGGCUCCUUAAGGCAACAGCAGCCACUAUUAGGUUAGUUUUAUUCUGAUACCUUUCUACUUGCCCCAAGUGAGCCAAGAAACUCAAGCUACCUGCCCUCUGUCCUCCCUCAGUUCUGCUCAUCAGUUUCUUUUUUGAGAUUUUUUGCAUUUUUAUGAGAACCUUUGUAAUAAAAUGGUACAUUUCUAUGCCCUCCUGAGCUUGUCUCCUGGCAGUAUUCUCUGGGUUGAC